GAAGUGGCGGCGGUGCAAGUGGCGGUGGUGUUGCUGGUGUUGCUGGAGGGGGAUCGGCCGAGGGUGACAGGUCGGGCAGGAUCCACGACGAGGACGACGAGGACAUCACCGAGAGGGAGGACGAGGAGGAAGACGAGGAUCCCUGCAGCUCGCCCGAACCGGACCUCGAAAACGAGCCGGAACCAAUGGAGGUCCAAGCGUCGGCCGUCACUGCGGCGGCCGCCAAUCUUCACGCGCUCCGGCAACAUGUAUUCAAAAUGUCCGACUAUUGGCAACAACCUCAACGGGGCCCGCCCCAGCAGUCGCCCGGUAUACAGCACAGCCCGAUCUCGAACGCGGCCCAACAGCACCAACAACAGGUGCAGCAACAGUUGCACAGCCCGCUCAGCCAGCAGCAGCAGCAGCAGCAGCAGCAACAGCAGCAGCAGCAGCAGCAGGCCGUGCAACAGGCGAACGCUGCUUCGGGAUUAGGGCAGACGACCAGUCCCCAACAGAUGCAGCAGCAGCAGCAACAGCACGCGAUGUCGAUCGGGCAGCAAACCGGCCAAGGGGGCCAGCAUCAGUCGUCCCCGGUGUCCACCACACCCUCGCCGCAGGCCGAUCACCAGGGUGCCAUCGCGUCGAGCAUGGCCCAGAGCCUGCACAGCCUGGCACAGGCGCAACAGACCAUGUCCCAAGCAUCGAGCCCGUCGCUGGCCGUCCAAGCGGUCCAAGCGGCGCAGGCACUCAAUCAAAACUUGGGCCAAGCGUUGACGCAAGCGUUGACGCAGAACAUGCAACAAAACCUAGGACAAACAUUGCAGCACAAUCUCGCGCAAAGCCUCACUCCGAGCUUGUCGCCCCAGCAACAGCAACAGUUGCUCAACCAGCCGCAGAAUCUGAGCCAGGCCAGCCAGAGCCUGCAGCAAAACAUCCAAAGCCAGGCGCAGAAUUUGUCGCAAACGUUGCAGCAACAGGCUCAGAAUUUGACCCAGAACCUCGGCCAAACUUUAAGCCAACAGGCGCUGCAACAGCAGGCGGCGCAAAACCUCACGCAAAAUUUGCAACAGCAGGCGCAAAAUUUGACCCAGAAUCUGCAACAACAGGCGCAAAACCUGACGCAGAAUCUGCAACAACAGGCGCUCAACAUGGCCGGCAGCAUCGCUCAGAACGGCGCCCUCGCCGGGAUGAACAUGACGGCCAAUCAGCAACAAAAUUCUCAAAACUCGAUGCUGAGUCCAGGCGCGACGAGCCAGGACUCCCACGACGCCAGCCUCACGGAAAAACUCGUCAACGAGCUGCAGUCUCGUGCCUCUGCGGCGGGACUUGGAGGUGCGGGAGGCGCCGGCGGAGGCGGAGGAAUGGGCAACAUCAGCGAACGCACCCUCGAGGAAUGCUGGUCCACCCUGCAACGAUUCUUCUCGCAGAUCUUCAUGCACAAGAGCGCGAUGCAGAUGCACGCGAGGGAGCUCGGCGCGGCGGGUGCACUGACGGGGAGAGCUGGCGGCGGCGUUGCGGGCGGACUGGCGGGGCUGGGCCCGAUCGGCGUUGGACCGGGCGGGAUGAUCGCCGGGAACGAGGUAAAGCCGCACCAGUGCCAGCAAUGCCUCAAGUCGUUCUCCAGCAACCACCAGCUCGUCCAGCACAUCAGGGUCCACACCGGCGAGAAACCGUACAAAUGCAGCUAUUGCGAUCGCAGGUUCAAGCAGCUCAGUCACGUACAGCAACACACCCGCCUGCACACGGGUGAACGUCCGUACAAGUGCCAUCUACCGGAUUGCGGGCGGGCAUUCAUUCAAUUAUCGAAUUUGCAGCAACACCUUCGAAAUCACGACGCCCAGGUGGAACGGGCGAAGAACCGGCCGUUCCAUUGCAACAUCUGCGGCAAAGGCUUCGCCACAGAAUCCAGCCUUCGUACCCACACGUCGAAGGUCAGUCAUUGUUCCAAGUACCCGUGGCAACGAUUAAAGGAGUUGCAACAGCGUGUUGUGUUCCAGCAACACGCCGCCCUGAUCGGCGGCCCCAACGCGACCAGCUGUCCCGUCUGCCACAAACUCUUCCUCGGUGGCGAAGCUCUCAUGGAGCACAUGAAGCACACCCACAAGGAUCCCAAUGCAUCCGGAGUUGCCAUUCCCUCCGCUGACUGCACAACCUCCGUUGCCGGGGUUUACCUAGCGAAGCGACGGACCGCCAACCACCCGUGUCCAGUGUGCGGAAAACACUACGUCAACGAGGGUAGUCUUAGGAAACACCUGGCCUGCCAUCCUGAGACCAGUCAACUUAGCACAAGCCUCAGAAUGUGGCCGUGCUCGGUGUGCCAAGCCGUCUUCACUCACGAGAGCGGUUUGUUGAGUCACAUGGAGCACAUGAGAAUGGACCCCAAGCAUCAGUUUGCGGCGCAAUACGUUUUAAGUCGCGCCGCCGCCGAGAGGCGGGAGAGAGAAAUCCUCGCGUCUUCGAGUUUAGGUGCGGGUUUGGGAGUGUUGGGAAGUCAAACAGGCGGACCUCAAAAUUUGCAACAACCACCAAUGUGCCCUUCGCCGUCGGCUCAUUCGGACAGCAGCAGUGGAAACGGAAGAUUAUCGUCAGCCGGUAGUGAACCUGACUUUUGCGCAGGUACCGGUCUGCUGAAUAACAACAACAAUAACAACAAUAACAACAUGGCGUCGCCGGGGCCGAGCGGUAACAAGCUGAGCGAGAUGCUACGCGCUGGAAGUCAACCGGGCUCCGCGCAACAAUACCACGACGAGAUGCAGUCGCAGCAACAACGGAUGACGGCAGUGAUGGCAGCCGCCGCCGUGUCAGCGGGUUUGCAAAAUUCGGUGUCACCGAAUCUGUCGCCGGUCGACAUGGCGUCCCUGGCGGCUGCGAUGAGGAUGGGGAACAACGGUGACAUGAGCGGCGGUGCCCAGGGAUCGACGGGGCCCCAACAACAGGGAGUACAAGCUACCGGACCGGAACAAACCCUGAGAAUGCAUCAGGCGGAAGCGUUGCUGCGCUCUCAAGCCGAAGCCGCGCUCAGGCUGGCUGUGUCGCAAGCAGCAGCGGCGGCUGCCAGUUCCGCGGUCGGUGGGGACAUGAGACAUCAUUUGGGCCAGCAUAACGGAGGCAGCACCUCUGGCAUGCCUGGACACCACACGAACCAACAGAUGUCUCAACAAGACACCUUACCGCCUGACCUUGGGGAAGCGUUGCGAUUGCAAGAGCAACGAUUGGAACAAGCCUUGAGGCUUCACGGUGAUCCUCGGGCCUUGAGUUUCACUCUCCAGCACGUGGUCAACCAGCAGAACAAUCAGCAACCAUGAAAAUUCAGUUACUACUGAGACGAGUGGACCCCUUGGACGUCGGAUCAGACGGGCCUGCAGCAAAUCGAACGACUGAAU
Molecule: messenger RNA, 3362 nt
Organism: Apis mellifera (honey bee)
Lineage: Eukaryota; Metazoa; Arthropoda; Insecta; Hymenoptera; Apidae
Gene: dati
Product: zinc finger protein 853
Exons: 13
Coding region: 186-3284 (1032 amino acids)
Biological process (GO): regulation of transcription by RNA polymerase II
Cellular component (GO): nucleus
Molecular function (GO): DNA-binding transcription factor activity, RNA polymerase II-specific; RNA polymerase II cis-regulatory region sequence-specific DNA binding
Source: RefSeq, a predicted model, not a curated record